GACCACUGUGAACACCUACACCUUCACCCUGCAACGAAGCAACGAAAACGAUGUAUUUAACUGUACAGCACGUAACACACAGGCCGCCUUAUGGACUUCUGUACAGUAUAUUAACAUCUAUGCUGUUCCAGGAAAUCCAACCAUGACUGGCCCAAACACCUUCUAUGAAGGGACUUCAAAUAAUUGGUAUUGUCAGGCUGUUGGAGGCUACCCGGCCCCCAGUAUUAGUUGGUAUCUAGGAGGUGCUUUCCAGACCGGAGGGGGAACCACCGUUGACACAGUCGACAACACCUAUACUGUCGAUAGCACAUUCACUCGUACAGCUCAGGCCACAGAUAACGGGAAACUGCUGGAGUGUAGAGUCACUCAUAGCACACUAGAUCAACCAAAGACUACUAGUAAAACUCUCACCGUCUAUUCGCCACCGACCGUUACCAUAACCCCUAAUGUCAGGAAUGUACUGUCUGGAAACAGCGUCACACUCAUUUGUUCGGUAACUAGCUCUCUGUCCCUUUACACUGUUGCCUGGUACAAGUUGGGAGUAAACACGGCCCUGACCUCUAACACCGUGUAUGCAGUAAGUGGAAAUUCACUGACAAUCCUGAGUGUAUCCCAAGAGUAUGCUGGAAUUUAUUACUGCACAUCAGCCAAUGAUGCUGGAACCUCAACACACAGCAAUAGCGUACAGGUUGUCCUUUACACUCAACCAAACAGUGCUACCAUCAACCCUACCAGCGUAACGACAAAGCUUGGUGACGACUUCACCGUGACAUGUUCGGCCAGUGCUUCUCCUAGCAACAACGCCUUAAGCUACUCAUGGAGAGUUAAUGGCAAUGAAGUUUCGUCCAAUGCUGUUUCUGACAGUGACCAAUGUCCAGAAGGAUGACUCGGGGACAUAUACUUGUGAAGCCUCAAACUCGUAUGGCUCAACUACUGCAGAUGUGGUGAUAGAUGUCCAAUAUGCACCAGAGAGCGCCGUGACACAGUCAUCUCAAACGGCAGCUGUAGGUACCACUGUUUCUCUGUCAUGUGACACAGAUUCCAACCCUGAGCCUACACGCUACGCCUGGAGUGAAGGAAGCACUUCUCUCUCUUUAACUGGCAAAGUCAUCUCUAUAUCGGUGGAGUCUGGCAGUACAACAUACACCUGUCGGGCCUCUAACUCUGUUGGUGAGUCCGGAAAUAUUGACUUUUUGGUUACUGGUACAUCAUCAGACACAGGAUCCGAGCCAGAUACAGGGGCUUCUACUGGAGAUACAGGGACAGGUCUGUCUGUAGGAGUCAUCGUCGCCAUUGUGUUGGGUAUCCUCUUCAUCCUCUUCAUCAUCAUCCUCAUCAUUGUGUGCUGUAUAUGCUCAGGAAGCUGUAAAAAGAAAGAUAAGAAGAAAAGUCGAAUCACUCCUAAACCGCUGCCUGUUGAGAAACUUAAAGAACAGCCUGCCUAUAUUGAAACCUCCACUCCCAGAUACAAAGCAAGGCCGUACAGCAAUGGUUUGGAACCCUCAAUUGUGUCACGGAAGCAUGUUGAUGUGGACAUGGAGAGCUCUGAUGGGUAUGGCUAUGGUGUGGUACACGGCGGCAACUACCCUCCUGAAACAUUCAGGAGUACAACAUCUCGUUUCCUCCUGAGAGCACCACCUACCGCUGUGGAGAGCGAAAACGGAACAAUCAUAUCUGUAUAUGAUGACAGCAAUCAUCAGAUGUCAAAACGUAAGCGACCCGUCCACCUAUCAAAGGAACAUACCUACGCAGAACUCGAGCACUACCCGUCGUAAAGAACGACGACGACGCAAAAAGAAGCGUCACCACAAACGUGAAUCGGGAGAAGGAGAAGAAAGUCCGCCAAGGAAGGAAAGAAGAGAGAGGGACGAAUCUGAACAUAGGGAUGGCAGUCCGAGAAGGAAGGAACGAAGGGAAGAGUCAAGUCAUAGGAGGACAAGGAGAGAAAGAAGGGAGGAAGAAACUGAGGAUCUCGGAGAGCAUGGUUAUAUAAGUGAAGGAAGUCCAGAACACAGUCGACAUAAUCUGGUUACAGAAUAGUAGAGACAAAACGACAUCAUAAAAAUAGGAGUAUUCUUAUAGUCCAGUAUAUAUAUGUGAUUUGGAAAAGGUCCUCGGCUUUUGACAGAAGUUAAUUCUGGAAAUGUUGUGAUGUUAUUUAUAUCAUCCCACACUUACGCAAAACUCAAGCAUUUUUACAAUUGAAAAAAGCUACGGCGUCAGAAAAAGGAGUGUCACGCAUGGAUCAAUAAGGAAAACAUGGUGAAAGUAGGUCAAGCUACCAUGUUGAUUUCUUUUUCUUAGGAAUCCUAAUUUAAGAAGUAGGUACCUGUAUGUGAAAUGAUAUAAUUUUCUGUAAUGGAUGGAAAUUAGAGGUGCAUAAGUUUGUGAUAGUUUAUUUUGAUAUAUUUUGAGCUGUGAUAUUAUAAUAUUGCUGUAAAUGUGUGAUACAGUUUUGUAAAUAUUUUGUGACACAACUUUUUUUUAGAAGUAAAGAAUUCAGACACACAAUGUACAUUAAGAUAUGCUCACCAGGAAUCUUUACUGACAGCCUGUUAAGUGUAAUGUUAACAUUAUUUAUUUUACAAUAAUUGUAAAACAAGUCAUACAAACUUAUAUUAAUCACACUUGUUGGCCUGAAUGAGGUGGUUUUACUUUGGGAGGAAACCAGAGUACCCAAAGUUAACCCACGUGGUCGGGCAUGAGAAGACCCCGUAAGUUUUCAUGUCCGAUCGGGAUUAAUGUACUAGAAAUGUAUUUGUUAUGCUUAAUUAACCCUGUUUACCAAGGAAAUUAUUUUUGUAUUCUUUUUCUAUUGUAAUUGUUCAGUAAACCAAACCAAUUUUAUUGUCAUUCUUUACUAUUGUAACAUAUAUUAAAUAAGAUAAACAACAUUUCAUUGUGAUAAUUAAUUUAAUUUUAAUUGGUAUAAAACUUCAUUCAUGUCUGUUAGUUUUGGGUGACCUUAUAUUAUGGUGUUAAUUAGACAUCAUUCUUGUUUUUGACAUUAAAGUUAUAACUCUCCUUAUAAUGGGUAUUUAACAAUGAUACCCAUUGCAAAAAGAAUUGUGAUGCUACAGUGAAUAUAGAAAUAUCAAAAUUACAUGCAUUUUGACUGAUUUUCAAAGAACUUUUAUGACUUUUUUUCAAUGGAUUUUCUUGAAAUUUGACAAACCUGUUGAGAAUUAUUUGUAUUUAAUAAAUUUCCUCUAAAAUUCACAAACUUGUAGAGAAAAAUUUGCAUCUUCCUCUGAUAAUUUUUGUACAGAAAUUAUUUUCUUUACAUAAAAUUUUAGCAACAUCAUUAUUAAGUAAGAAUAAAGAACAACUAAAUGUCAUAUGUUUAUCUCAGUGCAUGUAUUCUUCUAUUUCUGGAAACUAAACAUGGAAAAAUAUGUAAAAAUUAUUGAAUGGAAGAGCAAAAAAUAUUGUUUGCUAGUGUAAGGAAUUUCAAGAAAAUCCAUUGAAGAACAAAGUCAUAAAAUAUCCAAUGAGAAAUUGUCAAAAUUGUUAAAAUACAACAUGUCCCAAUACUUUAUAAGUGUCUCUAUAUAGGCCUAUUACAUUUUCUUAUACCUACAUUUGCAAAAUGAUAUUACAUAAUCGCAAAAUUGAUAAAGACCUUUGCAAGUUUAGAAAUUAAAUAUCAUUACAAGUGAACUUCAUGGUCAACCUAGCCUAAUAUUUAAAUAGUGUAUAUUAUUAACUUAGAAAUAUUUACAUGUAAUCAAUAACUGUGCUGUUUUUUCUUUAUUUAUUUGAAUUAAACUUCCUUGUAAUUAAUUGAUUAUUUCAAUGUUUUAUUGGAUGAGUGUCCAAAACCUUUUUGAACAUGUGAGUUUUUUUUUAAUGUUUACCUAUUGUGAGGCAAUGUAUGACAUUCUUAUAAUCAAAUUUAUCUUUAUCAAUCAAAAUAACUCUACAUUAGAACUAUUUCUUCAUUUAUAUGUUUAAAUUAUUUCAUCGUAGAGUUUUUAGAAAAUUGAUUUUGACCCGAGAUAUGUAACCCACUCAUACACACUUAAUAAUUAAUGGAAAAAAAAUGUUGAAAAGAUAUUGAAAAUAACAUGUACCUGGAAUACAAAAAUAUACUGGUUAAAUCUAUGAAGAUGAUAAGUUUUUUUUCCUUUUUUUUUAAUUUUUUUUUAUUUUUGAGUUUAUGAAUUUAUUUUUAACCUGUGAAGUUAAUUUCACAUGAUUUUAUUAAUACUCUUAUUUCUAAAAUAUGAACAUCUAAUUAUUUUUGUAGUAAAUAAAUGAUUAUACUUUCUGUCUAAAAACUUUUCUUUUAAAUUGUGUUUAUUUGGUCCAAUACAGGCCCUUAUGAUGUUUCGACCGGAUAUCAAUGCCAAGAUGUUGUCUGGAUUCCUGUAGUGAAGAUAUUCAUUUAGAUUUCAAAUAUUCAUUUAGAUGAAUCUUUCAUUCAUUAUUUUAUAUAAUAUAUAGAUUCCAUAUUACCAGAUUUUUUUAUUAUUUAAAAAUAGGAAAAUUUUAUCAAUCUCCCCCAGAAUGUUUUGAGAUCCCCUAUACAUGUAUAAGCUACCGUAAGGUACCAACAUUUUAUUUGUUAAUUCUAAUGCAAAUAAAAAGAACACUUGAAAUGGUUAGAAGUUUAACUGGAAAGAUAAAGGGAGACAAUUCUGGGAAAUUUAGUUCAAAACAACAAGUGAAAUCCUAUUCUCAGCCCAAUCAUCUCCCUACCUUAACACUAGUAGCAUAAAGGGAAGGAACUCUGAUAGAUCAGAAUGUUGGAUCCAGAAUUUAUCAAAUUCAAUUUUAAGAAAUGGAAGUUAAACAAUUUUCGAGAAUCAGUUGACAUUUGACCAGAGUAACAAAAUGGUUGCUAUAAUGUUAAUAUAUUACUUAUGAAAUGAUAAUGAAUAUUGAAUAUAUGUAUAAUUUAAGCUUGAAUAUUGAUCUAUAAGCAGAUUUCUUUUGGGAUAACUCAAUAUAUUUACUUUAAGGUAAAAAAAAAUGCCUGCUUUGAAAUUAAAGUGCUAUGGGUUGACAGUGAUAAGGGAACUAAGGUUAGAUAUUUAGUAGUAGUUGUUUGGGCAGGAUAAUACAAUUAUUAUAUUAUCCUUUGUUGUAGUUAAUUUACAAUAGAUCUUAGGUGCUACGCAAAGAGAAAUUAAUAUGUUUUUGUUAUACUUACUGUGUGUGGAAUGGCCGUAGAAUUCAGUGAUCUUCCUGUGGGUGUAGGAAUCAGUUUUAUGACCAUUCUACAUCGCUAAGUUCAGUGCCAUUAACCUAUACUGUAUAUUAUACUGAUAAUUAAAUGAAAUUUUCUAGAAAAAAAAAAUCACAAUUUGAUAUGUUACACAAGUUGGGAUCCUAGUAGAGUAAUCAUGUUUUUGUUUUACAACAUUUGGUAUUGUAUACUCGAUUUGUUUUUUAUUGAUAGAUACAGUCUCAUGUUUCAUAUAUAUACAGUUGUGUAUGUCAUUUAUUAUGAAUAUCAUGAAGACAAAACUUAUUUGUACAUUGAUAAAUGAAAGCAAUGGUUUUUUCAGAAAAAAAAUCUUUAUAUCAGUGACCGAGAUGGAGAACUUAUCUAUGAAUUGUAUAUCAUAUACAGUGGUGUACUUCGCUGUUAGAUGAACUAAUGUUUCAGUACCACAUAUCAUUGACUGAAUAUGGUGUACUUCGCUGUUAGAUGAACUAAUGUUUCAGUACCACAUAUCAUUGACUGAAUAUUUCAAAAAAGAUCAUGUAUAUAUUUAUCUGAAUUUUGGGAAAUAGGUGGGAUUUUUUGUUUGAUAUCUGUUGAAACAAAAACGGUAUAUUCCUAACUGUUUCCCGGGUUCUAUAUUUAGAUUAUGUUGAUAUUAUCAUUUUAAUAUGAUGCUAUUAUAACUCUACAGUAACAAUGAGAAUGAUAUUCUAUUGCUCUUAGAUUCUAUUGUUCUUCCUUCCGUCCAUUUAUAAUUUACUGUUUGAACUUAUAUCAUUUAGAAAAUAUAUUUGUUAUACUACAUUUUUACUGUAUUUGUAAAACUUGAUGUGAUUGGACAAAAAAUCUACCGGUAUGUAGUUCAUGUGUGAGUCUUUUUGAUUGGCUGACAGAGGGAACAUAUGCUGCUCAUUUUGUAUACAGUAUUAUAUUCACAUUGCUGAAUCUCAUAGUGGAAAAUGAUACAAUGUAACUGUUUCACAAGAAAAUAAUUUCAUCAAUACUCGAUACACAGGAACUUGUCACAAAUUUCCAAUUAACCAACGGUCUGUAUAUGUUUAUUAUAUAUUGAAGGCGGGUUGUGAAUUUUUACCAAGUCCCUGUGCCCUAAAGCGUUUUAGAUUCUCAAGUUUUAUCCCUGUCAUCUGACCAUAGAGGCUGAAUUCUCCCUUGUGACAAGUUGUCUGUUGUAUCAUGCAGGGAAAUUACAUUGUUACUUCUUUUUUCAUUCUAGCUAGGAUUUCGCUUUUAUUUAUUCAUUUUGAUAGAUAGUUUUGUUUUAAAAAGUAUUACGCAUUAUACCAAGAAACUGUAAAAACUUAGUCCAUAGAUUUACCUGAAAUAUCACAGUUUAAUAAAGAGAUAUUUUAUUCCAAUCAGGCUUUUAAUAAUCAAAUAAGAAUAAUAUGUCACUUUUUGGAGAAUUUUCAUGUUUUGUUUUUGUUUUCUUAAUAUUCCACUCAUUGAGAGUACUUCUGAACCCUCCAUCUUUCCGCAUUGUCCUGAGCAUCAGAUUAAAGGGAGGUAAUUCCUACCUUUGAUUGUUGAAUGCAUUAUCGAUUUGAAACUUACAGACCACUGUGUAACACUUAGUAUAUAAAAAGUAAUACAGAUCCAAACAUGUAUUUGAAUUUGAAUUUUCCAGUUUUAAGAAUGAUGUUGUAUUACAUACAUCAGUUAGCAUUGUUAUUUCCUUUAAAUGGAUGUUAUAUCCUUACAAAGUUAUUGAAUAGUUCUGCACUGUUAAAUGUGUUAUUUCAUUGAUUAGAACACAUAUAUUUUGAGGAUUUAUAAAAUGCCUUUGUGCUGAUGUUUGAAUUUUUUUUUUCAUUUAAAAUGUUAAGUGUUUAAAAUAAGUAUCUUUUUAGUUUGAAUGAAUUUUGUAAAUUUCUGUUGCAUUUGUAUGAAAAUAUAUUGUGCUAUAAUUAUGAAUUAUAGACCUUAGGUGAGGUCAAUAUGGUGUUAUACCAACCUGGUAGAAUCAAAUAUUAACCGACGAAGAAACACGAGGUCAGUAUUAUAAAUUCUACCAGGUUUGUAUAAUACCAUAUUGACCGAAUCAAAGGUCUUCAAUUUUUAUAUUGGAUCUGAAAUUUUUUUGCAAAAGGCUGGAGUUGCAUUAUAUUUAUCAUGUUUAUGACCUCAUAACCAUUGUGACAUACUUUUAUAAUACAUCUUACUGGAGGAGUCUCGGCUGAACACCGGUGGCCACACUGCUGAAAGGUUAGAGCGCUGAUCUAGAAUUUGGAGGUCUGAGGUUCGAGUCCUGGCCUGGCUGUUGUUACUUUCCUUUCCAGUUAUAUUUGUUGAUUAUGUACAGAUACAUGAUUUAUUCAGUUUUCAAUGCAUCAAAAUAAGAACGAUAUGCCAGUAAUUUUCAAAAUUACAAAAUAUAUAGGGAACUUAUAAUGAUAAUAAUACUUUGAAGUUCUUACAUACUGUUAUAUCACAUCAUUAUUUAAAAGAAGUCUCUAAGUCGUUCACAAAUUAUUACCCAUGAUAAUUGGCCUUUAGGAACCUGCCAUCAAUGUCUUUCUCAACUCCCUGGGGAUUAUGAAGCUGGAGCUGCCAUUUCAGUGCUAACAGCUUUACACACGACAUUUCCUGUACUGCCUUAUCACAUACUCAAACACUGAGUCUACUGGAAACUCAGCUGAGUAAAGUAUCUUGUUCCAGGAUACAACACACUGUGCCUAUGCCAGGACACGAACUAGCGACCCUUCAGUCUCCCUCGUGUCCUACCACUAUUGGCCACUGGGCCUCUGACUGAUCUGUGAUAUUACUCUCUUUAUUUGGCAAUUCUAGAAAUAGUGUUCAUUAACCAUUGUAUACCUGUAUAUUCUUUAGAACAUUUUUCUAUAGGAAGCAUUUCUAUUUUUAUUCAAAAAGUUUUUGAUAAUUUUGCUUGUUAUAUUAUUGUUUAUGUUAAUAUCAAGGCUAAAAUAUUCUCAUUUCUGUAGCCUACAUCUUAUAAACCCUACCUUUCCUUUAUAAACUAAGAUUAAAGUUGAACUAUUUUGCAGAUUUAAAAUUCAGGAUAAUCAAUUUACCAUCCUAGAUUUAAGAGGUUUUAGAAGUCGUAUAAAACUUUCCAUGAGAUUUGGAGUAUCAAAACCAUCCAUGUACCAUAUAUUGUUCAACAGCCAUCCCCCUUUCAAACCUGAUAAUGAAAACUCAUAUUUGUGAAUUUGAAAACAUGCUCUCAGGUGUGUAUGUACCAUGUUCUAAAGCCCUGAUGUUUUUUAUUGCUUGGCUUAAGGAUUGAAGACAAAUUUUAAUGAACAAUUAAUAUGCCUUCUGAGGAAAGGACUUUAUUUAUAUUCCUGUUAUCUCUUCAUUCUUUAUAUCUUUGAUAAAUAGAUAUUUUAAAAUGAAAUAAUUCCGUCCAAAGAAUCUUGAGAAAAUAGUCUACCUCCAAAUCAUAGACUUCAGAAAGCUGUCUCAUUUUUGUUAUAAUCUUACCUGUACUUGUGGGGAUCUCUACUGAUAAUCAGAGAUGUCAAAAAUACUGGGUUCUCUCCCUUUAUCUAUCAGAAAAGAUUCUAUAAACUUGAUAAUGUUGAUGAUGUUUUUACUUUUAAUUUUUGUUUUGGGGAUAAAAGAUUUAGAUUUUAUGUCCAUGUCAUCAAAAACAGAUUACACAUGUGCAUUGUUGUUUAAAAAUAUUUCUUAGAUUAUAAUAUUAAAGUUCCUUUUGUACCUGUAA
Messenger RNA from Pecten maximus, 8879 nucleotides. RefSeq names its product carcinoembryonic antigen-related cell adhesion molecule 1-like. The record is from RefSeq and is a predicted model, not a curated record. Lineage: Eukaryota; Metazoa; Mollusca; Bivalvia; Pectinida; Pectinidae. Gene Ontology annotation, molecular function: cell adhesion molecule binding. The transcript has 11 exons. The coding region runs from base 828 to 1775 and encodes 315 amino acids. Gene Ontology annotation, biological process: cell-cell adhesion. Gene Ontology annotation, cellular component: cell-cell junction.